Glycine soja is the source of this 660-nucleotide messenger RNA. RefSeq lists its product as uncharacterized. The record is from RefSeq and is a predicted model, not a curated record. NCBI's taxonomy places the organism in Eukaryota, Viridiplantae, Streptophyta, Magnoliopsida, Fabales, Fabaceae. The transcript has 6 exons. Bases 1 to 660 code for a protein of 219 amino acids.
AUGACGACAGAGUGGGCGCGGACACGCAAGGCAACACGGCUACGAUCAUUGGUCACUAGACCACCUGGGGCAGAAAGACCUGUGAUCAACGUCGAUCCUGCUACCGGCAAGGCCGGCGGUCCCCACAAGAAGAAAUUAAGAACAUAUUUGGGGAUUGUCGCUCGUGAUAAGGUCGACGUGACAUAUGACACCUGGAAGGAAGUCCCUACUGCUCAGAAGGAUUUGAUAUGGGAGGAUAUUCAGCCGCUCCAGGUUAUGUGGGAUGCUACCAUAUUCGGGGUGUUUAAUCAAAACUUCCCGUUGUAUAUAAAGCACGAAGAUCUCUCUGAAAUUGCACAUGGUGGUCAAUGUCUCAGCAUAUCUGUUAUACAGUUGUGGAUUCUCCAUCUGACUGAGACAAGUGUGCGAGCGGGGAAUUCUGAUGUGUAUGGAUUCCUCGAGCCACAGUCCAUUCAGAGAUCUGGGCAAUCACAAUUUGAAUCCAAAAGUUACAUCAAGAGUUGGAUACAGAGUUCAAAACGAGAUGUUUACCUUGGAACCUAUCUGAAUAGUGGACACUGGCAAAUGGUCGUCAUUCUACCACUAUCCUUCGAGUUGCCAUUGCCAUUGCUAGCUCCCUCCCCACCAGCGGCUUCAACUGCUCCACCUUUGAAUGUAUGA